Conger conger (European conger) is the source of this 750-nucleotide messenger RNA. Its product is annotated as cystatin-like. Lineage: Eukaryota; Metazoa; Chordata; Actinopteri; Anguilliformes; Congridae. Gene Ontology annotation, molecular function: cysteine-type endopeptidase inhibitor activity. The transcript is spliced from 3 exons. Bases 103 to 504 code for a protein of 133 amino acids. The record is from RefSeq and is a predicted model, not a curated record.
CUUAUAUAAGCGCUUAGUUUGGGCAAGCAGAGCAUCACUGCACCCAACGGCUGCCUACCACAAAAAAGAGACAAGAAGAAGCGGCGGAAGGUUUGUUGCAAAAUGUCAGCCAGUUGGAAGAUGGCGCUGGCCCUCCUCGCGAUGUCUCUGGCGGUGGCAGACGCUCUGCGGAUCAUUGGAGGACCCACUGACGCCGAUCUGAAUGACCCGGAUGUCAAAAAAGCCUUGAAGUUUGCUGUGGAUCAGACCAUCAGUCACAGAAACACUACUUUCCUCAGAAAAAUGACACAUGCAGGCUCGGGCAAGCAACAGCUGGUCGUAGGCAUGAUGUACAUUCUCUCGGCGACCAUGGCCACAACCAACUGUGCAAAGGGCGAGGACGAGACCAAGUGUGAUAUACAUGAAGACCAACGCAUCGCAUUCUACGAGCGAUGCACUUUCCACGUGUGGGAGAAUCCCUGGCACGGUGGAUACGAGGUUCCUGCCGUUCAGUGCGUGGCCUAAGAGCAUCAAGAAGAAGAGGCUGCAUUGCUAUAACUUCAAUCACUGAUGAUAAGAGUCUCUGACUCCAUCAACCUGGGCUAGUGGAUACUGAAUCAACCAUAUUUCUUCACCCAUAUUCUGAAAUCCAUUACAUUUUUUGUACGUUGUUUGUUAUUCAUUAUGCAAAAUUUUGAAAAAAAAGUUGAGUACAAGCUUUGCAAUAAAUCAUUAUAUUGGAACUAGUAUAAUAAAUGACUGUUAAAACAC